Caenorhabditis auriculariae is the source of this 317-nucleotide messenger RNA. Lineage: Eukaryota; Metazoa; Nematoda; Chromadorea; Rhabditida; Rhabditidae. The record is from the annotation of a GenBank genome assembly.
AUGUUCGCCUUGGGAUACGCAAUUCAAGAUCUUUGGACCGACGUCAGCUACUGUGCAAUUAUCGACAUUGCAAGGAAUAUCGCUGCGAGAGAAAGUGAGAGAGCCAAUUGGCCAAAACGUGAGAAAAAAAUUGAUAAUAAUUCGGAAACCUUGAAUUUUCAGCAGAUCCGAUCAGCUUUGUAAUAAAUAAUGCUUUGGAACUCAUUGGCUACGGUUGCCAAGGCGUCGAUACAAGCGAAAAAAUAGACGGUAUUCUCAAAAAUCUCUCCAACGAGCACGAAACCGAGAACUUAUACACCGAAAACCCUAUCGAUUAA